Molecule: messenger RNA, 784 nt
Organism: Durusdinium trenchii
Lineage: Eukaryota; Dinophyceae; Suessiales; Symbiodiniaceae
Source: the annotation of a GenBank genome assembly
UGCAGGGUUGAUCUACGAUCAUGCAUUUUAGGACAACUUGAUGGCUUGGCUUCAGUUCAGCCAUGUUUCUGCGUGGCCAUAUCCAUGGCAGGCUCUUCGCCCGGCCGAUGGCCACGGCGGCCACGGCCGUUCCGACCGUGGCAGCGGCGGCCGUGGCAGCGGUGCUGUGCAGAGGUACAAGAGGCGCAAGGCAGUUCCUCUUGCUCCAGCGCCAAGCUGAUCUUGAGCCUCCGCGACUACCAUUGGGUCUACCACUCGUGAGGCUGCAAGUUGGAGAACCUGUGCAGGUUGCUGCAGCCAGGGCAUUGGAGGAAGAGUGUGGUAUUGGGGCCUCGUUGCUUCGCUGGCACCCAGUGCCCAUCACCGCUUCGACCUCUGCGUGGUCCUCCCAUGAGCUCAGCUUCCUGAUCGCUCAUUGUUUCGCCUGGUAUCGCCCACCGAAGGAGGAGCAUUUCCCGAAUCCCUUUGAGCUGAACUUCAGGUGGCUGAGUUAUGGAGAGCUUCGUGCCCUGGUGCAAGCAGAGGAACUGGGGCUCAACUUCUCUCGUGAGGUCGUGGUGCCACUGCGUGUGGCAGAGAAGCUGGCGGAUGCCGACAUGCUCUACGAACCCGACGCCUAGGAUGACAUGGUGCUGCUUCGAUAGCCUGCCUCAACGCCGGGGUUUUGCGGCCAGCGAUGGCGGAUGCCGGCGGAACCCUGUGGUGGAAGUAGAAGUUGAAGGUGCUUCGACGUGAAAUCAGGUAAACUGGUUUUCCCAGUGGACGCCGCAGAGCAAAGCGAGUG